CUGACCUCCAGUUUGAAGAUCCCUAAUUGAAAGUAAAAAAGGUACAGCUCUGUCCAGUAUUCUCAUAAAGUAGCCAUGGUAACCAAAUUACAUGUAGAGGGUUACGAUGCAUUCAAAGAGACUGUGCCUAAAAUAGAAGAGUUUGACAAAAGUGGAAAACCUGUAUUUGUGCUGUUCUGUGGGUCACCUGAUAAGGAGGGGCACAAUUGGUGCCCAGACUGUGUUGCAGCUGCACCAGUUGUAGAAAAGGGCCUAGAAGGUGCACCCGAAGAUGCCGUUUUUGUCCAUGUUGGUGUCGGAGAGAGAAACACGUGGAAGGAUCCCAACUGUUCAUUUAGAACUGACCCAACAUUAAGGCUUACAUCUGUACCAACACUUCUCAAAUGGGGAACUCCCCAGAAGCUUGGUGACUCAGAAUGUAGUAAACAAGACCUAGUGGACAUGUUACUACAAGAUGACUAGCUA
Messenger RNA from Owenia fusiformis, 465 nucleotides. The record is from the annotation of a GenBank genome assembly. Lineage: Eukaryota; Metazoa; Annelida; Polychaeta; Sabellida; Oweniidae.